AUGAUUGGUGACAUCAUAGAAACUAAAGACUGCCAACUAAAAGAUCCCAUGGAUUUGUUUAAUUCUGGGCAAGUUGUAAAAAUUUGUGCCCCUAUGGUCCGCUAUUCAAAGUUGGCUUUCAGAACCUUGGUUAGGAAAUACAGUUGCGAUUUGUGUUACACACCAAUGAUAGUGGCUGCUGAUUUUGUGAGAUCUGCAAAAGCUAGAGACAGCGAAUUCACGACAAACAAAGGUGAUCAUCCACUGAUUGUUCAGUUUGCUGCAAAAGAAGCCCAGGUUUUGUGUGAUGCUGCCCGUAUCGUCUGUCCUUAUGCAGAUGGAAUAGACUUAAACUGUGGCUGUCCUCAGAGAUGGGCGAUGGCAGAAGGUUAUGGUGCUUGCUUAAUAAAUAAACCAGAGCUCAUUCGAGAUAUGGUGAGGCAUGUGCGCAAUCAGAUCGACAACCCUAGAUUUUCAGUAUCUAUUAAAAUAAGGAUCCAUGAGGACUUAAAAAGAACAGUUGACCUGUGUCAAAAAGCUGAAGCAACUGGAGUUUCAUGGAUUACAGUACAUGGGAGAAGCGUAGAAGAAAGACAUCAGCCUGUACAUUAUGAUGCAAUUAAAAUAAUUAAACAAAGCGUGUCUAUACCUAUUGUGGCUAAUGGAGACAUUAAAACUUUAAAAGAUGCUGAAAAUGUUCAUCGCUUGACAGGAGCAGACGGUGUAAUGGUGGCUAGAGGACUCUUAGCAAAUCCGGCUAUGUUUGCAGGGUACGAAGAGACCCCUUUGAAGUGCAUCCAGGACUGGGUUGACAUUGCUCUUGAGCAUGGAACUCCUUUUACGUGUUUUCACCACCACUUAAUGUACAUGAUGGAACACAUAACUUCAAAACAAGAAAAAAGAGUUUUUAAUGUUUUAUCAAGCACCUCAGCAGUACUAGAUUACCUGAAUGACCAUUACGGUGUUUGAUAACUGAAGGUAUUUUAGUUCUAUGGAAACUUGUAUUUUGCAAUUGCUGAUACAUUGUUAAAGUUUUAAUUGGGUUCCUACUUACUUGUCACAUUCACAUAUUGCCUGAGUAUUUUCAACACAGUGUAACAUGAUGAGGGUGAUACUUUAUAUUUUUGAUAUUUUUAUGUCAGCAUUUUUCACUCCAGAAAAUAUUCCAGAUUCCACAAAUGUGGAAUUUCAUUUACGAUGCACUACUACACAGAGGAUUGAUUAUUGUAAGACUCCAGUAAUUUAUUUUUUUCACCAGACAAUUGCUUACAGCAGUAUUUUGCAAAACUAGGGCCUUUCUU
This is a messenger RNA of Eurypyga helias (sunbittern), 1280 nucleotides long. RefSeq names its product dihydrouridine synthase 4-like (S. cerevisiae) (gene DUS4L). The record is from RefSeq and is a predicted model, not a curated record. Gene Ontology annotation, molecular function: flavin adenine dinucleotide binding; tRNA dihydrouridine synthase activity. The coding region runs from base 1 to 948 and encodes 315 amino acids. NCBI's taxonomy places the organism in Eukaryota, Metazoa, Chordata, Aves, Eurypygiformes, Eurypygidae. Gene Ontology annotation, biological process: tRNA processing. The transcript has 6 exons.